GGAGGCGGCGGCGGUGGCGGAGGCCGUGGUGGCCCGGUCCCGUCCGGUCCCCUCAGGUCCCCUCAGGUCCCCUCAGGUCCCGGGCCAUGGCGGACAAGUUCGACCACCUGGAGGAGCACCUGGAGAAGUUCGUGGAGAACAUCCGCCAGCUCGGGAUCAUCGUCAGCGACUUCCAGCCCAGCAGCCAGGCCGGCCUCAACCAGAAACUGAAUUUCAUGGUCACUGGCCUACAAGAUAUUGACAAAUGUCGACAACAGCUUCAUGAUAUUAGUGUCCCUUUAGAAGUUUUUGAAUACAUAGAUCAAGGUCGUAAUCCCCAGCUAUACACCAAAGAGUGCUUGGAGAGGGCUCUAGCUAAAAAUGAGCAGGUGAAAGGCAAAAUCGAUACCAUGAAGAAAUUUAAAAGCCUGUUGAUUCAAGAGCUUUCCAAAGUCUUCCCAGAUGACAUGGCUAAAUACAGAAGUACCCGAGGUGAAGAUCAUCCCCCUUCUUAACAAGAACAGUUCACUUUCCCUCUGUCUGAAGACAACGGGACAUUCUUGUGAAAUGUUUGGCCGAGGGGCGGCCCUCACGAUUAAGGUUUCCAUGCAGUGCACGUGGCAUAUAGCGAUGCGAGGAGCUCUUGCGAUUACGUUCUCUCACAGGCCACUCCACUUUUUCUCAAGACUCAUCUCAUGAAGCUUCUGUGGCGAAUGACUCUUUCAAGCUGUAGAAGGUACAUAAAUACUGCAACAGAUCUCUACCCACGAAGUGCAUUUUUAGGGUCGAGUCGAGUUUAUUUCAUUGCUAAGUGCUGAAGUAUGGUUAAAUGUGAAUCCCGUGGAAGUGAAUUCCCGGAAAAGCAGUACGGGCAAUAAUGUGGUAGGUUAUUGCCAACCUUAAGCAUUCUAGAGGACCAGUGAGGUCCGUUGAAAUUUUGUGAGCUUGGGAAGUUCAUUCACGUCGGCCAAUUCUAUUCUAUUCUGUUACAGUUUCAAGAAAAAAAAAUCUGUUUUUUUCUGAUUGAUAUGUGAAGUUCUUAAAUAUGAAUGGUAGUGUUUAUAUUUGUACAGUCAUGUGUAAUGCAGUACUUAAGUCUGUUGAGUGUAAUUUUAUUUCCAUUGAUUUAAAUUAGGACAAGUAUUUAUAAUAAACAUUUUAAAUUGUG
Messenger RNA from Tachyglossus aculeatus (Australian echidna), 1147 nucleotides. It is a transcript of the gene MED10, whose product is annotated as mediator complex subunit 10. Lineage: Eukaryota; Metazoa; Chordata; Mammalia; Monotremata; Tachyglossidae. The transcript is spliced from 4 exons. Gene Ontology annotation, cellular component: mediator complex; chromatin. Gene Ontology annotation, biological process: positive regulation of transcription by RNA polymerase II. Gene Ontology annotation, molecular function: transcription coregulator activity. The coding region runs from base 87 to 494 and encodes 135 amino acids. The record is from RefSeq and is a predicted model, not a curated record.